This is a messenger RNA of Carica papaya (papaya), 1686 nucleotides long. RefSeq names its product putative protein NRT1/ PTR FAMILY 2.14. Gene Ontology annotation, cellular component: membrane. Lineage: Eukaryota; Viridiplantae; Streptophyta; Magnoliopsida; Brassicales; Caricaceae. The record is from RefSeq and is a predicted model, not a curated record. Gene Ontology annotation, molecular function: transmembrane transporter activity. Gene Ontology annotation, biological process: transmembrane transport.
AUGGAUGAAGAGAGUGGAAACCUUUUAUCAGAUUCUGAAGAAUGCCAGAGACAGCCUGCAGGAUGGAAAAUCAUGCCCUUCAUUUUAGGAAAUGAAACGUUUGAGAGAUUGGCAUCAUAUGGGUUAAUCGCCAACUUCAUGGUGUACUUACAAAGAGAGUACCACAUGGACCAAGUGAAGGCUGCAACCAUUAUAAAUGCAUGGUAUGGUGUUACCAACUUCACACCACUCAUUGGUGCCUUCAUAUCUGAUGUCUUCAUUGGCAAAUUCCAGACCAUCAUCUUUGGCUCUUUCACUUCUCUUCUUGGAAUGAUGAUCAUGACUGCAACAGCGUUGGUGCCACAACUUCGACCUCCUCCAUGUCCCAUUGAACAACAACAAAACAACCGAUGCAUAGCGGCCACUAAUACUCAACUAAGCUUUUUGAUAUUAAGCAUGUUGUGCUUGGCCAUAGGCACGGGUGGAGUCAAGCCAUGUAGUGUUCCCUUCAGUAUUGAUCAGUUUGAUCAAUCAACUAGUGAAGGACAGAGAGGAGUUAUUAGAUUCUUUAAUUGGUAUUACACAACCCAAACAAUUAUUUUGUUGAUUUCUCAAACUCUAGUUGUUUAUGUCCAAAAUGAUAUUAGCUGGGCAUUGGGUUUUGGAAUACCUACAGUUCUUAUGCUCGGUGCAAUUGUUCUUUUUAUCGUUGGAUCACCAUUUUACGUAUGUGUCAACCCAAAAGGAAGCACGUUUUCUAGUAUUAUACGAGUAUUUAUAGCAGCUUACAGAAAACGUCGGCUUACACUUCCUACAGAUGGAGAUGAAGUUAUUUCCAGAAAUCCUCCAUUAAAUACUCAUUUACUGUCACACAAACUGCCUUUCACCGACGAGUUCAGAUUCUUGAAUAAAGCGGCUAUAACGAGUGAGAAUGAAGUAGAUGUUGAUGGUAAUCUUAUAAAUCCACAGAAAGUUUGCAGCAUCCAACAAAUUGAAGAUGUUAAACGUCUUAUAAGGAUUAUCCCUAUUGGUGUUACUAGUAUAAUUGGCUUCCUUGCCUCCAACCAACAACAAACAUUUGCAGUAUCACAAGCCCAGAAAAUGGACCGUCACAUUAUGAGUAUCAACUAUGAAAUACCUGCAGGUUCAAUCAGUGUCAUAUCUUUGAUAACAAUUGGUAUAUGGCUUCCAUUUUAUGAUACAGUUCUUCUACCACCUCUCCGGAGGCUCAUGAAACAUGAAGACGGAAUCACAGUGCUCCAGAAAGUAGGGAUCGGCAACAUAUUUGCAGCCUUAACUAUGAUGGUUUCUGGGCUUGUUGAGCAAAAGAGAAGAGACUUGGCCAUUCUGAAUGGUACAUCAAAUGGUGUUGCACCCAUGUCAGUAAUGUGGUUAGCUACUCAAUUAGUACUAAUGGGUUUCUCUCAAGUGCAUUGCAUUGUUGGGCUCACGGAAUUUUACAACGAGGAGUUUCCUGAUCACAUGAGAAGUAUUGGUAAUUCCAUGCUUUAUCUCACCACAUCUUUAGCAAGUUACAUAAGCAGCUUAAUAGUAACUAUUGUGCGUGACUGUAAUGACAACUGGCUAACCGAAAAUGUAAAUACUAGUAAAUUGGAUUAUUUUUAUUAUCUGAUAGCAGGAUUAAUUACACUCAAUUUCUUUUGCUAUCUAUUUUGUGCUUGUCGAUAUCAGUAUAAGAACAUGUAA